Messenger RNA from Paralichthys olivaceus (Japanese flounder), 2703 nucleotides. RefSeq names its product ubiquilin-2-like. Gene Ontology annotation, biological process: ubiquitin-dependent protein catabolic process. Gene Ontology annotation, cellular component: cytosol. Gene Ontology annotation, molecular function: polyubiquitin modification-dependent protein binding. NCBI's taxonomy places the organism in Eukaryota, Metazoa, Chordata, Actinopteri, Pleuronectiformes, Paralichthyidae. The record is from RefSeq and is a predicted model, not a curated record.
CGGGAACCAUACCGAAGAAGAAGAAGAAGCGGCAAAGAUGGCGGAGAGCAGCAGCAGCAGCGACCACACGGAGGACGUCAAUGCGAAUAAAGAUGACUCUUCCCGGGGAACCCCGAUGGUGCUGAACGUCAGGACUCCGGAGGGAACCGAGAGAAUCGCGAUCUGGGAGGAAUCCUCUGUGACGCAGUUAAGACAGGAGGUUUCCAAAAGAUUUGAGACGACCCAGGACCAACUGGUGCUGAUAUUCACAGGGAAGAUUCUGAGGGAUACUGAUACUCUGAAGCAGUAUGGUAUCAAAGACGGACACACCGUUCAUCUCGUUAUCAAGAACUUCCCAAAACCAACAGGUGGAAGUGCAUCUCAGUCAAGUUCCACUUCUUCACCACCUCAACAAAACACCAUCAGCAGCAGCAGCAUCACCAGCAUCACCAGCACCACCAGUAGCACCAUCAGCAGCCCCAGCCCCACUGUAGCAGGCAGCAGCGGUCAGACACUGACACAACCUGCUAAUGCAAUGAGGGGACUCGACAUGUCCAGCUUGUUAGGUCUCGGCAUGGGUUCACCCAACUCAACGCAGAUGCAGCAGCAGAUAUUGUCCAACCCACAGAUGCUGUCACAGAUCAUGGGGAACCCGUUGUUCCAGAACGUGAUGUCCAACCCAGACCUGAUGAGACAGAUGUUACCAGGCAAUUCUCAGAUGCAGCAGCUCUUAGGAAACCCCAACAUUUCUCGCAUGUUUAACAACCCUGAGUUUAUGAGACAGUUGCAGAAUCCUGAAACACUUUCUACGAUGAGCAACCCCAGAGUCAGACAGGCCCUCGAACAGAUUCAACAGGGCCUGCAGAUAUUACAGACUGAAGUCCCAGGAUUCAUGUCCAGUGUCUCUACGGGAGGUCUCACAGUUCCUCCAGCCACAAGGGGCAGUGUCCCUCCGUCCACAGGGGGCAUUGUCCCUCCAUCCACAAGGGGCAGUGUCCCUCUGUCCACAGGGGGCAUUGUCCCUCCAUCCACAAGGAGCGGGGUCCCUCCACAGAACCCCCCCUUUGCUGCCUUUCCACCAGGAUCCAGUCCCUCACAGCAGAUGCAGCAGAUGCAGCAGAUGUUACAGAUGUUUCGAAGCGAUGGGCCAUCGCUUCAGGCACCGGAGGCUCGUUUUCAGCAGCAGCUUGCCCAGCUCAACGCCAUGGGCUUCAUCAACCGUGAAGCUAACCUGCAGGCGCUUAUCGCAACAGGAGGGGACGUCAACGCGGCCAUUGAAAGGCUGCUGGCCUAACGUGCUCAGUUCAUUUUGGGGAUUGGUGCUUGAAGACUGAUAGAGUUGGGGACUAGCCCAAUAUAUUAAAUCAACAUGAUCUUGGUAAAUUCAGUCCUCUAUGACAUUCAAGUCUGACCUGAACCCCAGAUAGAAUUAGAGCUGUUACAGUCACUUGUUUUCCAUUUGUAGGAGCCACAUUUAAGUUUAUUUUCAGCUGGUGAUGGCCAUCGGCAAUGCAACAAUGAAAAACUGAAGCAACUGCAUCUUAUUGUCCUAUUAUAUUUUAUUUGCAGUCAAUUCUAAGCUACAGUGAACAAUGCAUUCUCUCUGCACCUCUCUUUGGAAACAAGGCUGCGAGUCUGAGACACUGCACCUGAACUCUAUGUGGCAAAAACAAUAGGAAAUGAAAUAGAGGUUAAAGGGAAAACCCUUCAUGAAAAAACUUCAGGGGUUUUUGUCACUACACCAUUAAUCUGUAAAUCGUAAGGAUGAGAUGAAGGAUUGAGAAUGAGUGGUGACAGUGCUGCUACCAUUCAAAGACACCACAGCCGUCACAGCUUUAGUUUCUCUCGCUACUGCAGACGGAGAUAGUUUCAGGCCUGUCCUUUACGUCUUCCACAUGAGGAUGCAGAGAAAUUUAAGUUAAGUAGUGUUUACAUUAUUUAAUUCUUAAGUAUUGUAUUUUAGUUGAAGAGUUUUAAAACGGGGUUCUGUUGCAGUAGGUUGGAUGAUGUUCCAUUCUGGGCACUCGGCUUGUUUUUAAUGUGGUUUAUUUUCACUCUUGAGCCUUAAUCUUUCCUGACUGACAGGAAUUUAUUAACUUAAAUAUAAUAUUUUAUCCGGAUUUCUUUUGUUACACAUUUUCUUUCAUCAGAACUGUUUAGAGUACUUCAUCAAAUGUUAAUGGUUGUAUCUGCUGUGAGUAUGUUUCCAGGAGAAAGAGAAAAUGUUCAGGUUGUUGGACCAAGGCUAUGAUACUGUUAUGUUAGAAUAAGGGGAGGUCAACUUUAAAGUUCAUUGCUGGCAUUAUUGCAACAUUGGCUCUACAUGAUAAUGUGUGAUACCUCAAUGUAACUAAUGGGAUCUGCAAAAUAAUGCAAAGUUUAACUAAAUCUUAAAUCGUUUGUCUACCUUCUGACUUUUUAACCAAAUUAUCUUAGUAGAUGUGGGAAAAAAAUUGCGGAAAAACUUAAACAUUCGGAGGUUUUGUUGAUUUGAAUCAUUGGUGAGUAAUGUUCUUUUGUCUGCAACCAACCUUUCGAAUUUAAAAUAUGUUCCUUUAACAUCUCAGUCACUGACAGUUCUGUGCAGUGAUGGAGAAAGAGAUUAAACAGUAAAUGUAGAAAUUCCACAUAUAUUUCUGACUAUAAAAUUCUGUAUUUUGUCUUUUUAAAAGAUAAGUUUACAAUUAUUUUAAGUAUUUAAAAUAAAAUCACCUAUUUGUUACG